Molecule: messenger RNA, 740 nt
Organism: Drosophila albomicans
Lineage: Eukaryota; Metazoa; Arthropoda; Insecta; Diptera; Drosophilidae
Exons: 1
Coding region: 142-609 (155 amino acids)
Source: RefSeq, a predicted model, not a curated record
UCCCCAUUCGGACGUUGUCAAUGCCUGAACAUUUGUUUGUUUGUUCAGUGCUGACCGAAUAACAAAAAUUCCCCAGUGAAUUCUCAAUUCUCGGGCAUCUCGGAAUCGUUUCGAAGCCAAAGCAAAAAGCCGCUGUUAGCAAUGUCCAAGCAAUGUCUGAGGCAGCCACGUCACACUGCGAGCGGCAGAAGCGAUAGAAGCGACAGGGAGUGUGGCGCUGUUCGAUCGAUCGAUAACACAUCGAUCGAUCACACUAGCCUUCGGUCCGCAACUAGGUCACGCCCCCUGGCGCGACUGGAUCGUCUGCUACGCCGUUGGCUACCCGGCUACAAUUAUUUGCGUGGUCCCAUUGCUCCCAUUGACGGCAGCAGCAGCAGCCACAGCCAAAGCAGACCAUCAGCAGAUAUCCUUGGAGCAGGACGAUCAACAUCUAGAUUGCAACAACAGCAGGACAUGGGGAACAGCGUCACAGUCGAGGUGACAGCAUCGUCAUUGCCCAUGCAGAAGCGUAAGGAUGGCGAAGUUUUACUGGAUGCGGGAAUUGCCAAGUCCGAGUUCUGCAUGAAGCUGGAGAAGCUGCUGCGUGCCAAGCUGAUUGUCAAGGAGUAAAUUAAUGUCCGCCACUUAUUUAUAUACAAUACGACCACUAUAUUUAUUUCCGAUGAUCAACCAGCACCACCAAUGCCAAUAAAUUGCAGUUAAUAAAAUUUUGAAGCGCUGAGAUGAAGCCGUGCCUGAGA